Molecule: messenger RNA, 1109 nt
Organism: Amaranthus tricolor (Joseph's coat)
Lineage: Eukaryota; Viridiplantae; Streptophyta; Magnoliopsida; Caryophyllales; Amaranthaceae
Product: expansin-like B1
Exons: 5
Coding region: 1-771 (256 amino acids)
Cellular component (GO): extracellular region
Source: RefSeq, a predicted model, not a curated record
AUGAAACUCUCAUUGCACAGUCGAGUUUACCUUCCAAUAUGCUUGAUUAUCCUGAGAAGUGCUGCAAAUGCACAAAAUUGUACUGACUGCUUCGUUCAAUCACGCGCAUCAUAUUAUCCAAACUCUGAUGAAAACGGAACAGAUAAAGGAGCUUGUGGGUUUGGCGCGUUUGGAGCUACAGUCAAUGGUGGAGACGUAUCAGCUGCCUCAAAUCUAUACCGCAGUGGGGUAGGUUGCGGUGCUUGCUAUCAGGUGAGAUGCACCAACAGCAAUUACUGCUCAGACACUGGGGUUACGGUGGUUAUAACAGACCAAGGUUCCGGGGAUAACACUGACUUUAUCCUUAGUGAACAUGCUUUCGGCAAGAUGGCUCAAACACCAGAUGCAGCUGCAACUUUGAAAUCUCUUGGUGUUGUGGAUGUAGAGUAUCAACGAGUUGCAUGCAGCUAUCCGGGGAAAAACAUAACAUUCAAGAUUGAAGAGAGCAGCAACAACCCAAGUUAUCUUGCUUUUUCUAUCUAUUAUCAGCAAGGCGAAAAGGACAUCACAGCCGUGCAACUAUGCGAGACGCAAAGUUUUACCUGCAAAUUACUGCAGAGAGAUCAUGGAGCUGUGUGGACAAGUACGCCUCCUCCAAGCGGACCGUUAACUAUAAGAAUGUUGUUCAGUGAUGGCGAUGAAGCAGAUGAUUCAUGGGUUGUUCCAGUCAAUGACAUACCUCAAAACUGGACACCAGGAGCCAUAUAUGACUCUGGUGUACAAGUCAACUAAAUUAGCUUUAUUCUUUCUCUUUAUAUGUUGUAUUUUACAUCAGAUCCAAGCAUAGGCAAUAUAUCAGUAAAUUGUAACAUUUGUCAACUAAUAAAAAUCUAGUUUCAUGGUUCUUACAUAUUUGUGAUAACAAUAAGUUGUUUUCCUUGAUAAGAAUCCCAUCUGUCGACAUCUUAUCAUCUCCCUUGCGCACCAUUAACUUCAGGUUCCUGCGCAAUCAGCCUAAUGUAGCAAUUUAAGGAGUAUCUCUUUUGCCAUAUAUUUUGUAUAAUUUAGCAUUUUGGAUUCCGAUUUGAGACCACUUUAACCUAAAAUUUUGAGGCAUUGCUCCAAAUAAC